AUGAUCAAACUGGGAAUCAACGCUCGACCGCCGAUCGCUUGUAAUUUCUUCCGCACGUUCACACUCCAAAUCGACCUCACGAUCGACAUCAACAUCCAUGGCGUGCGAAUCGUCCGCGAAAAUACUCGAAUCCGCAGCGAAUCCGUAAAAACUAUCGUCUCCAUCUUCGUAAUCAGCAUCACCGUACUGCUCUCUCCCCCUCUUAGAUCCUCGGCGCUCGCUUCGUGUCGUGAACACGCACUUCCGCCGACUGUCCUCCUUCGGCGCUUCUUUCAGCUGGUUGCGGUGAGCGAGAUACGUACGACCAGCGAGGGAUAUCUGGAAAGUCUGAAAUUUUUAAAAUAAACGGAAUCACCAGGACUCAAACGAUCAACCCAAUCAACUUUCCGACUCUUCACAUGACGAUCACAAACAUCAACAACAUCUUUCUCCACGUCACGUGGCGUCAAGUGUUUACUUAAACUAUUCUUUGGAUGGAUCAAGUCCAACAGCGUCUUUGGUUUAAAACUAAACAACCUCUCGGAAGGAAACGAAGAACCAUCUUCCAAACAAGUAUUCCGAUAGCUAAACAGAAAACAUGAAACCAAAUCCUCAGUAGUCAACUUAUUCAUCUCUGGAUCCAACAACAACUUUUUCAAACCAUCCUUUGCCAGUCUAACCAUGC
This is a messenger RNA of Culex pipiens pallens (northern house mosquito), 664 nucleotides long. RefSeq lists its product as uncharacterized. The record is from RefSeq and is a predicted model, not a curated record. NCBI's taxonomy places the organism in Eukaryota, Metazoa, Arthropoda, Insecta, Diptera, Culicidae. The transcript is spliced from 2 exons. The coding region runs from base 1 to 345 and encodes 114 amino acids.